AAGAAUCUAAAGGGAUUCAGUAGUGCAAAGAAACCCACUGGAUGCUGAACCAUUUAGAGAUGUGCUUUGCUUUCCUGCAAACCCUGGCAUAAGCUGUAGAAAUAUUGGAGAAUAACAGGAGAAUCACUUGCCAUUAUGGAUCUCCAUAUCAAAGGAAUUUUGGCCAUCGCUACAUGUGCUCUCUUUGUUGGUGCAGAUAUCACUUCAUAUGUUCCACAAUUGACCCUCUCGCCUAUCGUGGGCACAGUAACAAGUACAACAUUUGUACUAGACAAACCACAAUGCGUAUUUGGUAACACAGGGAAUCAGGUUUGGUUGCUUGUUGCUAGAAGUAACGUGUCAGCGAAUGUGGUGCUCACUCCACCCUCCAUGUAUUCAUCAUUUGCCACUAAAGGAUACUACCAUGUUCCCUUUGGCACUGAAUCUUUAUACCACUGCUCUAACACAGCUGAAUAUAUCCGAGUUGGAGAUACUGCGCAGUGUAAUGAUAAUACAAACUGCAAUGGUCCCUUACCUGAUCCUGGGCCUUACCGGGUGAAAUAUCUUGUGAUGAACAAUAAUGCUCUAGUCUCACAAUCACUUUGGUCUCAACAAAUAACUUUGCUGACAGGGAAAAGUUCAUCUCAACUCGAUACUUGGCCUGGGAGGAGAAGUGGAGGAAUGAUUGUUCUAACCAGCAUUCUAUCAGUUCUUAUGGGAAUUUUGACACUUUGCCUAUUUGCUGCUUUCUUUGUUGGAUGCAAGAAGAUGUGCCAAAAGAAAAGUACAGAGGAAAAGUCGAUAGUCAUAGUAAAUGAGAAUACGAAGAAUUACAAAACACACUAUUCCUCAACCAUUCGUCACCAAACUGACCCACUGUCAAGCCCUGAGCCCAAAACUGCAUAGAUCCCUGAAAAUGAUUUUUAAGUAAAUCUUACCUGUCAGUAUAUUAUAAAGAGUAUGAUACGACUUGUAGGAAAAGCCUCAUCACAUCAUUGUACUAAUAAUCCUAUGAAAUGUAGCUAAAAUAGUCCAGAAUGUCUACUAUUCUACAACGGUGCUAUGCUACCUUCUGUCCUCUUGGGUAUAAGUUCUUGGCUGUACAAGUGGUUUGUAUUUUGCACAUGUCACCCAAGCAGAAGAGGUGGGUCAUUGAAGGAAUAUGACAUUUUGACAGAUUUUUGCUUCUGUGAGAAUAUUUAAAUAGCAUUGCUGAGCUCAGCGAAAGUUUAUUGAUUCACACACUGUAUUUUGGUAUUAGAUUGGAUCUGAAAGAAUCAUCUAGCUGUAGAUUUACUGUGCAACUAAUAGACACCUUGGUAUUUUUCAGCUCUUCUGGCACUUUGGGGAGAUGCAGUUUAAAACAAUGCUAGUCAUUCCCCCAUCAAUGCUGUCAGUGAUAACUUUGAAAUAACAUCUUUCCAUCAUCAUUACUAAGAAUGAAAUGCUUUAGACCCAUGUUGUCACACUGAAAAAGAUUUAAUGGUGAUUAUUUAGCUGCAAUUUUGAUUUAUUUAUAAUAUGUCCCAACAACAGAAUUUUGAAUUGAGGAGAUAAAAUAUUUGGUUUCAGUAGCCCAGUUGAGACAUAGUAUAUGCAAUAAAUCACAUUAAGUACACAUUUGUCAUUUUGGUUAUUAUUCUCAUAUAAUUAUUAAAUCCUAAUUCACAAAUUUACAUUUACAACUGAAUGCAAAUAUUUUUAUAACACCUUCUUUAUCUUUUAAGGAAACCAAAAGUGACAGUAAAUGACAGUAAAGCCUGUAAAGUCAAUAUAUCUACUUUACCUUUAUAUCUAGUAUACCUUUUUAUUCUAUAUGUAACUCUCUCCUCUGAUUUUUUCUUUUGUUUUUUUGAAAAUAAACAUUUUUUUAAAAUGUG
Xenopus tropicalis (tropical clawed frog) is the source of this 1859-nucleotide messenger RNA. It is a transcript of the gene upk3b, whose product is annotated as uroplakin 3B. NCBI's taxonomy places the organism in Eukaryota, Metazoa, Chordata, Amphibia, Anura, Pipidae. The transcript is spliced from 7 exons. The record is from RefSeq and is a predicted model, not a curated record. Bases 136 to 885 code for a protein of 249 amino acids.